Molecule: messenger RNA, 6430 nt
Organism: Hypomesus transpacificus
Lineage: Eukaryota; Metazoa; Chordata; Actinopteri; Osmeriformes; Osmeridae
Gene: zbtb46
Product: zinc finger and BTB domain containing 46
Exons: 7
Coding region: 1902-4316 (804 amino acids)
Biological process (GO): regulation of transcription by RNA polymerase II
Molecular function (GO): DNA-binding transcription factor activity, RNA polymerase II-specific; RNA polymerase II cis-regulatory region sequence-specific DNA binding; protein binding
Source: RefSeq, a predicted model, not a curated record
UAUAUUGCACAGCGAUUAUUUUCUUGUAGAGAUGAUACUACAGAGAAUACUGCAUGAGCAUUUGAUGAGAAAUGGAGUGCCUUUGAGCAAAUGCAUCUUUAGAAACAGUCAACUAGCCUUCAGGCUUUGGCAGACACGAUAUUUCCAUAUCAAAGCUCAGGUGUGGUAGGUAGUGAGAGACUGAGACAGACACACACACACACAAACACACACAAACACACACCCCAGAUGAAAUGUCCACCCUGCAUGCAUCGUACUACACAAUACUCUUUCUCCUUCUUUACAUGGCACAGUUUAGUCUGUCUGUGUCAAUGCAGUCUCUCUCAAUCUAAACUUCACUCUAGAAAAACACACAGAGAAAGGCUUGGAAGGACUCAAGCAAUACUAACACCUUUCUUCUCCACCAAACCACAGUGAACCUGGCUGCAGUAACAGCACCUCACUACAGUAAUACCAACCUCAUACAUUCUGGCAAGAGAAUAUAUCACUCUGUGUUCAGCAUGGCAGGGCUCAGACUUUCUGCCUCAGGCUUUGCUGUAAAAUACAGUGCUUUGAGUUUGAACACUUCAUUAGGAUGCAUUCAUUUUACAACAUUUUUCGCCAGUUGAGAUGCAGUUGACACCAACCUAUGGUAUAGGCCUGACCCUGGCACUGAAGUAUACCUAAUGGACAGAUGUCUUAAAUGUCAAAGUGCGCCUGUACGUAUGUGUGUGUGUGUGUGUGUGUGUGUGUGCGUGUGUGUGGUGUGUGUGUGGAUGUAUGCAUGUGUGUAUGUGAUGUAUACCCUGCAUUAGCUGGCUAUGGAGAGGUUUGUAAUACAGCCAUGGGUUCAGGUUAGAGUGCUAAAGUGCUGCUAACAAGGCCUGUUUAACAUUCUCUCCCCUGCUCAGCAUACAAUUAUUCCACUUCGCUGCCAUUAACAUGUACAGUAGGCUCCCGCUUUUAAUUGGCCUGAUUCUAGUAAUGCCAGAUCAACUUGGAUUUGUUAAUUAGUUUUCCCUUAAAAGUGCCAUCAGGAUAUGAAAUAUUCAUUGAUGUAAGGUGCAGUGAGGACUGUGGGUGGUAUUAGUGAAAAAUGAGUGAGAUGGAUACUCAAAUGCAAUGUGAGAAAUAGUUUGAACCAACAUUGGUCCAUUAUAAGUUGGUUAUUCACAAUUUUUAAGAGCUGUUAUCACAACAAAUGAAGUCUGUCCUGCUAUCAGGACUGUUUCAUCUCCUCACCUUGUCCUCUCUCCUGCCUCUCCACUUGUCGUCUCCUGUUGCCUUGGUUCUCCACCCCUCCCCCACAUCCACCUCUCCUAUCCUUCAUCUUGUUUAAUCACCUCCCCCUCCCCCUUCCCAAUUGAUUUCCUUCUUCACCCUCUACCCUCACCCCAACUCCCACCGUAAUCCUGCCCCUCAUCUCUUCAUCCUCACUUUCUAUGACCUCUGUCCUCUCUAUCUUCACUCCUCACUUUUUUCUCUCUCCUCUCAAUAUCCACCCUAACUCCACUUCUCCACCCCUCUUACAUACCUCCUUCUACAUCUCUUCCUCCUCCUCCUCCUCUUCCUCCUCCUCCUCCUGCUCCUCCUCCACCCCUCCACUUCUCUAAGUGGGCCAGGUGCCUCCUGUGGCUUUCCCUACUCCCUUUCUCAUUUUUACCCUUCCUCUGCUCCCUUUCUCAUUUUUACCCUUCCUCUGCUCCCUUUCUCAUUUCUUAGUACUGGCACCAAUGUCAUCCUCACAUUCCCCUCUGUGUCAGUGGACUCAGUCGGAAGCUACACAAUCAUCUCCUUAACUGCCCUUACUCUCAGUCACCAGGUGGUGCUGAGUUAGAGGUGAAUCCGGGUCACCCUAGUUGUUCAUGGCACAUUUUCCUCUUAAGACUGUGUGGAGGAGAGGCUAACGGACAGCUACCCAGAUGAACAACAGGAAGGAGGACAUGGAGAUCUCGUCCCACUACCGGCAGCUCCUGCGGGAGCUCAACGAGCAGCGGCAACAUGGCAUCCUGUGUGACGCCUGCGUCAUCGUCGACGGCAAGAUCUUCAAGGCCCACAAGAACGUCCUCCUGGGCUCCUCACGCUACUUUAAGACCCUCUACUGCCAGGUGAAGAAAGGGGCAGAGCCUCACCACCAGACCACCGUCACUCACCUGGACAUUGUCACAGCGACAGGCUUCAAAGCAAUCCUCGACUUCAUGUACUCGGCCCACCUGGCCCUGACCAGUAAGAACGUGAUCGAGGUGAUGUCAGCGGCCAGCUACCUACAGAUGACCGAUAUAGUCCAGGCAUGCCACGGUUUCAUCAAAGCCGCGCUGGACAUCAGCAUCCGCUCCGAGCUGGCCGACGAGCUGGUCGACUUUGAGAUGGGCGCUGUGGCCGCCGCGGGGAUGGACGGGAGCGUGGGGGGAGGAGCAGGAGGAGGAGGAGGAGGCCUGGGAGGGACGGCGACAGAAGCUUUGGCCUCCAUCAUGUCGGGCCGCAGCUCCUCCCCCUGGCUGGGCAGACGCACCAGCCCCGCCAACUCCUCCGGCGACUCGGCCAUCGCCAGCUGCCACGAGGGUGGCAGCACCUACGGCAAGGAGGACCAGGAGCCCCCCAAGAGCCACGAGAGUCAGGAGGAGGCCUGCCACGACUCCCAGCCCGCCUGGCCCCACGACUACCGACCCCUCGCCGUCAAAGAGGAGCAGGUGUCCCCUUCCUCGUCCUCCUCUCACCUCAGAGGGGGAGCCGGGGGCGGGGCUCAGGGGGAGCCGGGGGGAGGAGGUGCAGGAAGUGGAGGAGGGGAGGGGCCGUGGCAGCCUUCAGGGUCAGGAAGGAGGAAGAACAGGAAGAACAAGGACACGGUACGGCACAUUACCCAGCAGGUGGAAGGAGAGAGAGACAGCAGGCCGGGGUCUCCACUGACCUCCAUGCUGGCGGUGACGGGGUGGAGCUACAAUGGGCAUGAUAUCCCAGGUGCUGAUGUCACAGAGCCCAACAGUUCUGACAGCCGUGGAGAGCGCCUGGAAUUCUUCCUCAAACAGGAGGAGGCAGGCGAGGCUGGCUUCCUGGGCCCCAGCGAAUCAGAUGAGGCCAGAGGGGGUCCUGGGGGUGGAACCACCGCAUCCGUAGCCAAUCUGAGGGCAGCGUUGAUGAGUAAAAACAGCUUGCUAUCGCUACGUGCAGAGAUGCUGGGAGAUGACAGCCCUCUACUCUAUGAGUACCUGCCUAAAGGUGGACACUCCCUCUCUCGGCUCCGCUCCAGCACCAGCUGCAGCCCGCUCCACCCAGGGGCCACAGGGGCCACAGGGGCCACAUUUGAUAACAAACAAGGGGCUGGCUCCCCUCCUCCUCCUUUUCCUCCUCCUCCUCUUCACCCACUUCUUCCUCCACCACUUCCACCCCCACCACACGCGGUGUCCUCUCCUCCCUCACCCUCGCCCCUCCGCCCUGUGGAGCCUCGGCCCCUGGAGGCCCCUGGUCUGCGGGCUUGGAGUCCCUCAGUGCACUCCGAGGGGCUGGAUAUGGAUGUGGAGGAGGCCCCUGAGGGCCCUGAGCCCUCCACCCCCGGAGAGGAGGACAUGCAAGAUGAAGAUGAAGCUCUGGGAUACAGUACAUCUCUGGAUGGAGACCAGUCUCCUGUAGCGGCAGAUCAGAUGGUGGAGGGCAGGCGUGGUGGGGCAGGAGCCGGGCUGGAGGGCCUGGCUGGAGGGGCUAGGGGGAGGGCUCUGGCAAGACCUGUGGCGUGGCCCCAGGAACUUGCCUGCUCCCUGUGCAAACGGCUGUUCAGCAGCCUGGAGCAGCUCAGGGAGCAUGAGUACCGACACACCCUGUCCCUCAUGGCCCUGUCCAUGGACUGGUCUGACCUCAAGGGCCCCCACCACUUCUCCAGCCCCCUCAGCCACAGCCAGCACUCCCAGUCCCUCAUCCAAGCCCAAUCUCUCUACCGCCCUCGGGAGGGUGAGCCCCCGCCAGGCCGCUACCUCUGCUCCCAGUGCCCGGCUAGCUUUACUCUCAAGUCCAACGCGGACCGUCAUGAGAAGACCAUCCAUUUCAAGAAGAAGCUGAUGCAGUGUGUGUACUGCAUGAAGCACUUCCGGGACCGCACAGACCUGCACAGACACCUGUCGUCAGUGCACUCCAGAGAGAGGGGGCACAGCUGCCCGGCCUGUGCCAAGGCUUUCAGUACCCAGAAGAACCUGGCCACCCACGUGAAGGUGUGCCUCCAGGCAGGGGGAACGGUUGGGGCAGGCCCUGGUGGGGGGGCAGAUCAAAUGUGGAGCUUGCCAGAGAUGAAUGCUGACACCCAUAGUAAUAAUGAUUCCCAUUAUCAUCAUGUCAAUGUGGAAGACUGAGUCUGGAUUGUCAUCUAAGCGUCUGUAUACCCACAAGCAGUGCACUUUACCAUUGAGUAGAAUCUAAAGUAUCUAAAGCAAUCUUAUGCCCAUAGUGGCUUUAUUACACAGGUAAAAAGCACUUAUAAACAUUGUUGUUAUUUCUAUGGAUGUAUUUCUAUGGCCAGCUUUUGUGCGGCUGUAAAAUAAAUAGCAAAUUAGCUAUGCAAUGGUACUUGUUGGGCUGUAUCAUUGGCUGAGAUUCACUCAGCUUAUUCCAGCUCCUGUACCUGUGUCUGUCUGUGUCUGUCUGUGUAUGUUGUGUCUGUGUAUCUUUUGUGCACUGUGAAUGUUGCUGUUGAAGAUGGUUGAAUGAUCAUUUGGAACUCAUGGUAUUACUGACUCGACCGUGCUGUGAAGCUGUAGGUCUCCAGGGACGGCAUGGGGGGCAGGGUGGGGGAUGGUCUCCUCCUCCCUUUCCUCCCCUUCACCCCCAGUCUCCCUCUAUGUCGCCAGUAGACACAGAGCCUAGUCCCUUGUCCUUAUUAGGCAGGGAGAUCUUUAUGGGUCUCUCCUUUACAGAGACCCAGGAACCCUCCACUCUGAGGCUCAGUGGUGUGCUGCUGCUGUCUGCUGCUGUCUGCUGCUGUCUGCUGCUAUCUGCUGCACUCAGCAAACCACAGCUCCUCCUAAAGGAACUCACCUGUACUGCUCUGCCCUCGCUAGGCUUCCACUCGCUCAAGCUGUUCUUCACAAUCCUCUUAAAGCCACGCAUCUUGGAGUGGUCUUGAGAACAUCACUUUAUUGUCUCUUUUGUCCUUUCAUUGGAUUCUGUGCUAUUUCAAUCGUAAGAUCUCAAUUGAUCUGGGGUACAGGCUGACCUGGAGAGCUCCAGCUCAGAACAGCCCCACAGAUCUGCCUUGACAGAGGGCAGAGUGUUAGGGGCACACUGGAACUGACCAUUAGCUCAGUCGUCAUAGUGCUGGAUGGCCCUGCCUUCACUGGGGCUACACUGUCUUCUUAACAGGAUAGAUUAAGAUAUUUGGCAAUGGAUUUCGAAGCCACUUAACAGAGGGACAUAAUGUCUGGGAUUGAGGACGUAUUUGGCUAGGCAUAGAGCCAACACCUUGCUAUAUGCAGCUUUUAAUGUCACCCCUUACAGCCCAAUCUGAUUGACUUUUGACCCCUUAAAUCCAGAGAAAGGAGAAAUUUGUAGCAGGUUGGAGAGGAGAGGAAAGAGGGGGAUUUAAGGACGGUAGGCGAGGGAGUGGAAUGGGCCAAACGAGUGUGAGGAUGAAGAAGGGAAAGAGAGAUGCAGGGAACAGCAGGGAAUCAGACUGUGUGUUUCUCAGGGUGGGAUGCUGGAUGUGAGUGCCAGGGUCAACCUGAGAACUAGGCCAGUCAUCUCCCUCCUGACAGGAAGUUCCACAUAGACAGGCCCAUUUCUGCUCGCUUGUUAUCUGAUGAAAUGACAGAGUGGUGUUGAGGAGUUUGUUUGGAUUUAUAAUUUAAGUGAAUGGUUACUCUAUGAAUUCAUCGGUUUGUUGGUGAAACGGUUGGCUUGUUGAUUAAUAGAGGUCUGGAUGGAACCAAGCAGCAGGAUGUCUCUCUUUGCCUAUACUGAUACUGUGAACACUGCCUGAAGUAAAAAGUAUUCUCAGGGGCCUGAUGUCCUCUGUCACUUCUUGCUUCUGAACUGUAAUGACACAUCCAGGUUUGGUCUUUGCCACAUCACAAGGUGUGAGGAGAAGUUUGGCUGAGAAAGCGGAACUUGGCACCCAUUUAAGGAACUCGUCCACAUACAGGCAUAUAUAAAGAGGAACUCACGUAAAUGUCAAUGUAAAGAUCCCUUUUCUCAGGGAAUGACAUUCCUGGCCUCUGGUCAACCCCAGGAAAACAGACUAUGUUGAAGUGAAACCAGAAACUAGCUAGGAACUCAAAAAUCUUAGCCAGCCGUUUUGGUUGCAUUAUCGUGACUUGUGAUUUUUAAAUUUAUUAUACAGUAUUUUAGCAAUUAUCUCUCUAUGAUGCCCACAUAUAGAUGUGUAUUUUUCUAAAUUUGAAAUUCUGUAUAUUGUGUUCUCAAUAAACUGUAAUGCAAAACUUCAUAUCGGCUAUCGGUCCUUUCUUUUCGA